This is a messenger RNA of Hippocampus zosterae (dwarf seahorse), 4035 nucleotides long. RefSeq names its product actinin, alpha 4 (gene actn4). Gene Ontology annotation, cellular component: cortical actin cytoskeleton; cell junction; Z disc. Gene Ontology annotation, biological process: actin cytoskeleton organization; muscle cell development. Gene Ontology annotation, molecular function: actin filament binding; calcium ion binding. The transcript has 23 exons. NCBI's taxonomy places the organism in Eukaryota, Metazoa, Chordata, Actinopteri, Syngnathiformes, Syngnathidae. The coding region runs from base 259 to 3024 and encodes 921 amino acids. The record is from RefSeq and is a predicted model, not a curated record.
CCGGGUUCCGCCCAACAGCCUCGCACCACGCUCAGGAAAGCUUUUCUUCUCGCGAGCAGCAUCCCCACUCGCCUGCUUGCCUGCGUACACCGGAUACUCCAGUCUAAAAAAAGAAAAAGAAGAGACCUUGCACUGUGACGGGCGAGAGAAGGACUCCUUGCUGCGUCGAGCUUCCGUCCCUAACCCGGCCUCUGGUUCGCUUUUGGUUCGUUUGGACAUUUUUUCCUCACUGGUCGCUUGACGUUUUUUGUCGCCGACAUGGUCGACUACCACGCCGCCAACAACCAAUACUCGUCCGGCGGGCCGCAGACCUAUAUGGAGCAGGAAAAUGAUUGGGACCGGGACUUGCUGCUGGACCCGGCAUGGGAGAAACAGCAGAGGAAGACGUUCACGGCGUGGUGCAACUCCCACCUGCGCAAGGCCGGUACACAAAUUGAAAAUAUCGAGGAGGACUUCAGGGAUGGACUCAAACUCAUGCUGCUUCUGGAGGUCAUCUCAGGUGAGCGAUUACCCAAGCCAGAGCGAGGCAAGAUGAGGGUUCACAAGAUCAACAACGUCAACAAAGCUCUGGACUUCAUUGCCAGCAAGGGAGUCAAACUGGUCUCCAUUGGCGCAGAGGAAAUCGUGGACGGAAACGCCAAGAUGACGCUGGGAAUGAUCUGGACCAUCAUCCUCCGCUUCGCCAUCCAGGACAUCUCUGUUGAAGAGACGUCGGCUAAGGAGGGUCUUCUGUUGUGGUGCCAGAGGAAGACCGCUCCCUACAAGAAUGUCAAUGUGCAGAACUUCCACAUUAGCUGGAAGGACGGCCUCGCCUUCAACGCUCUGAUCCACAGACACAGACCAGAGCUCAUUGACUACGACAAGCUCAGAAAGGAUGACCCAGUGACCAAUCUGAACAAUGCCUUUGAGGUGGCCGAGAAGUACUUGGACAUCCCCAAAAUGUUGGACGCAGAAGACAUUGUGAACACUGCUCGUCCAGAUGAGAAAGCCAUAAUGACUUAUGUGUCCAGUUUCUACCAUGCCUUCUCUGGAGCUCAGAAGGCUGAGACCGCUGCCAAUCGAAUCUGCAAAGUACUGGCGGUCAACCAGGAGAACGAGCACUUGAUGCAGGAGUACGAGAAACUGGCCAGUGAUCUUCUGGAGUGGAUCCGUCGCACCAUUCCCUGGCUGGAGAACAGAAAUCCGGAGAAGACCAUGUCUGAGAUGCAGCAGAAGCUGGAAGACUUCCGGGACUACCGCCGUGUCCACAAGCCACCAAAGGUCCAGGAGAAAUGUCAGUUGGAGAUCAACUUCAACACGCUACAGACCAAACUAAGACUGGGUGGCAGACCUGCCUUUAUGCCGUCAGAGGGACACAUGGUGGCUGAUAUCAAUAGGGCAUGGCACUGUCUGGAGGGUGCAGAGAAGGGUUACGAGGAGUGGCUCCUCAAUGAGAUCCGACGUCUGGAGAGAUUAGACCACCUGGCUGAAAAGUUCCGCCAGAAGGCCUCCAUCCACGAAUCCUGGACCAGCGGCAAGGAGGCCAUGCUGACUCAGAGAGACUAUGAGACGGCCUCACUGUCUGAGGUAAAGGCGCUGCUCCGCAAACACGAGGCCUUCGACAGUGACCUGGCUGCCCAUCAGGACCGAGUUGAGCAGAUCGCGGCCAUCGCUCAGGAACUCAAUGAGCUGGACUACUACGAUGCCCCCAAUGUCAACGCUCGCUGUGAGAAAAUCUGCAUGCAGUGGGACAGUCUUGGAGAACUCACCCAGAGGCGCAGGGACUCACUUCAGAAAACUGAGAAACUGCUGGAGUCCAUCGAUGAGCUUUACCUGGAGUACGCCAAACGGGCAGCACCCUUCAACAACUGGAUGGAGGGGGCCAUGGAGGACCUACAGGACAUGUUUAUUGUCCACAACAUUGAAGAGAUCCAGAGCCUGAUCCGUGCCCACGAGCAGUUCAAGUCCACCCUGCCUGAAGCCAACAAGGAGCGUGAGGCCAUCCAGGCCAUCCACAGUGAGGUCCAGAAGAUCGCCCAGCACAAUGGCAUCAAGCUGAGUGGAACCAACCCGUACACCACCAUCACGCCACAGAGCAUCGACAGCAAGUGGGAUCAGGCGGAGAAACUGGUACCUCAGCGUGACCGGGCCCUGCAGGAGGAGCUUCGCAAGCAGCAGUCCAACGAUGAACUGAGACGCAACUUUGCCGAGCAAGCCAACGUGGUCGGACCCUGGAUACAAACCAAGAUGGAGGAAAUUGGCACGAUAUCCAUCGAGAUGAUCGGCACUCUGGAGGACCAACUGACCAACCUGAAGGAAUACGAGCGCAGCAUCGUUGACUACAAGCCCAACAUCGAUCAGUUGGAGGGUGUCCACAAGCUCAUCCAGGAGGCCCUCAUCUUUGACAAUACAUACACACCCUACUCCAUGGAGCACAUUCGCGUGGGUUGGGAGCAGCUGCUCACCACCAUCGCCAGAACGAUCAACGAGAUUGAGAACCAGAUCCUGACGCGUGAUGCCAAGGGAAUCAGUCAGGAGGAGCUGUACGAGUACCGUGCCUCCUUCAACCACUUUGACAAGGACCACAGCGGGGCCCUAAUGGCCGAGGAGUUCAAGGCCUGUUUGAUCAGUUUGGGCUAUGACGUGGAGAACAACAAGCAGAAGCGAUCAGGACAGAUGGUGGCAGAGGAUUACCGGGCUCUGCUCAUUUCUACGGGAAACAGCCUGGGCGACGCGGAGUUUGCCCGCAUCAUGGGCAUCGUGGACCCAAACAACACAGGCGCCGUCACCUUCCAGGCCUUCAUUGAUUUCAUGUCUCGGGAGACCACAGACACGGACACCGCAGACCAGGUCAUCGCCUCCUUCAAGAUACUGGCCGCGGAUAAGAACUUCAUCACUGCCGACGAGCUAAGGCGGGAGCUGCCGCCCGACCAGGCUGAGUACUGCAUCGCCAGGAUGGCGCCCUACUCGGGGCCCGACGCUGUCCCAGGCGCCCUCGACUACAUGUCCUUCUCCACCGCCCUGUACGGCGAGAGUGACCUGUAAAGGCCGAGUGGGGACGGAAUGCGGAAGGGGUAUCGGGAGAAAUCGAAGAGGGGAGUCAGGAAUUAAGUCGACUGUGAGGUGCCCCCACCCCAACUGUGUGCCGAUUUGAAAGUCUUUGAGUGUGUCGAGUGAAGUGUAGUUGAUGGAAAGCCUUUUAUUCGAUAUCCUUGGGCUCCAGCCGAAGGUCCAUUUACUAAUACACUCUUUGUCCUCUCUAGUAAGACUAUGCAGUGCGCUCGUAGAAUGAGUGUGUAUCUUGUUUUGUUUUGUUUUUUUUCUCACGGCAUUGCCACAUUUGGCCUUUGAGUACUCAAACCCUGAAAGUAAAUCUUGGAAAGCCAUGAAGCUGUCCUACACUUUUUUUAAUCUAUCUUAAGGUUCAUUUACUAGUACGCUCUUUAUAAGUGCACUAGUAGAAGGCCCUGGAACACUAAUAAGAAGACUGUGUCUUAUAAGUAUCGUCCCCCCCACAACUAUUGUCAAUUCUGCUACAUUAGACCUUACUACCGACAGUAAAUAAUGAUCAGUCAUUUAGUUGCUAUCCACCUUGAAGGUGUGCGAACUAGUAAAACAAUUCAAGGCACAAGUACAAUUUCUAGGGCACAAUUGUGGAAUAACUGCCUUUUUAUUGUUUUUUUUUUUCACUACUACUAGAGCCACAUUUGGCCUACUAGUAAACAAUUAAGCCUUAUUAGUAAGCGGUGUGUUUGUGUUUAUUCGAUAGACUUGAUCAUCAAGCUUGAAGCCCAUGGUCGAGUAAAGCAAUUCAGGGCACGAGGAUGACAGUCUUACUGGUAAUGUUUUGGUUUUUUUUCCCACUAGUAGGAAAGCAUUGGCAUGCCGGUAGUAUCGCCACGUUACUUAUACGGCACCGGUUGACAUCAUGUUGCUGUAUUAUGUCAAAGUUGCUGUACGAGUGUGUCGUUCAAAUUGCCUUGCUAGUCAGGACAAUAUGCAUACUAGUCGAUGACCCUUGAAAGCCAUUUGAGCAUUUAUUUAUGUCUCCUUGGG